AUGGAAGAAGGUCCCUGGAUAUUCUCUACCAAAUCAUUACCUUCAGAUUCUCGUCUUAUGGCAACCCUGGCUAAUGGAUAUCUGGGGACAAGAGUCUACGGAGAUGUCCUGCAUGUGAAUGGAGUGUACAAUGGGUCAGUAGGUGACUGUCACAGAGCAAACGUCCCAAGUCCUCUCAACGUCCAGCUUGACAUUAGUAAAGAAGAAAUUAUGGAAGAGACCUUUUCUCUAAAUAUUAGAACUGGUACAUUCAGCCAUACCAUCCAGUGCUCUUCAUUUACAGCUACCCAACAGAUCUUUGCUCAUCGUUCC
This is a messenger RNA of Staurois parvus, 312 nucleotides long. Lineage: Eukaryota; Metazoa; Chordata; Amphibia; Anura; Ranidae. The record is from the annotation of a GenBank genome assembly.